Pieris rapae (cabbage white) is the source of this 4583-nucleotide messenger RNA. RefSeq lists its product as uncharacterized. The transcript has 7 exons. Bases 336 to 1376 code for a protein of 346 amino acids. Gene Ontology annotation, biological process: regulation of epidermal growth factor receptor signaling pathway; receptor catabolic process; viral budding. Gene Ontology annotation, cellular component: ESCRT I complex; cytosol. The record is from RefSeq and is a predicted model, not a curated record. NCBI's taxonomy places the organism in Eukaryota, Metazoa, Arthropoda, Insecta, Lepidoptera, Pieridae.
CUGAAGACUGAAGAGUAUGAUUAAAAUUGUUUCGCUUGAUAGUCGUGCUUGUUUGUAAUAUUUCCAAGUGCAUUUAUUUAAUUAAUUCAAUACUUUUAAACUCUGAAAUUCUAGCGUAAUUUGUAAUAGUGUCUAUAAAUUAUUAUAAUAGCGAACGAACGUUAAAUCUGUGAUAUGUUUAUUUAAGAUUUAGACUUACAGCUGAUGUUUUGUUUGUUAUUAAAUCAAAUAGUUAUCUUUCUAUUUAAUAAUAAGAUUUCCUAAAUCUGGAUGUGUUUUCAGUUGAAAGUAGGCUCAUAUUGCCAUGACAACGGUAUUUUAACUAUGAAGUAAUCAUGUCAAAAGUGCUGUCUGCAUUGGGCGGUGCCCUCCCCGAUGAGAGACCUUUACUCUCCCUUCAAAUUGUUGAAAGUGUCGCUAAGUGUCCAACAGGAUACUGGCCAGUCAGCCGGACGUAUGAUGAGGAUGCCGACGCUGGCCUUCAGCGCCAGACAGGCUUAUUUGGAAAGAAGCCGAGUCAUUAUAUAUGCUUAUCUAAAUCAGAAGGUGUACCUGGGUACGUAAUGGAUGGGGUGGUAGUAGUGGGUGAGAGAGAAGCGACUCCGGCCGGGUACAGUGUAGCAGGGCGCGCCGGGAAGCGGCGAUUAUGCACCCGAGUGUCCAGAGUGGUCUCUGCGCCGCAUCCAGCUCCAACUGUGACUGAUGUUAUUGUUUGUUCGAGGAUGCGGUCGGCACCACAGGGGUUUUUACUUGCCGGCGAAAUAAAUGGCAAAGUAGUGUGCUAUAAGGUUAGCGGGGGGAGUGGCGAGACAUCGCCCACGCAUCAUGCGGAAUAUGAAAAUGUCAUUUCUAAUAACACGCCCGAAGCUAACAGGAGUGUAUCGACAUUUAAACAAUUUAAAUUGCUGUGGAAUGGAUGUUCGGGGUUACGACAAGUCCCCGAACGCCCACCAAAGCUAUCACCACUCGUGUCAGACCUCAACAAUUUGAAUCUGAAAUCUCCUUCAACGUACCCAAAAAUCGAGGAGUUCACAAGCGAUCACGAUUAUGAAGCCCUAAGUCCGUCAUAUAACAUCAAACCAGUGAGACCAGCGCCUCGGCCUCCGAAUAAGUCUCCGAUCCCCCACGGGAGCCCUGGGCCUUUGUCCCCGGGGCCUCAUGGGAGGAAAAAAGGCCCAGCGCCUUUACCUAAAGCCUCGAAUUAUCAGACCCUCGGUGGUUAUAAUGGAUUAGAGGGAGUUCCGUUUGUACUGAAUUCAAAGCUACGUGGUUUGCCGAGUGAUGCUUUGAACCAGUUCCCAGUGAUAAAGAAACGAAGUCGUUUUGACUUGGACCGCGAUUAUUCCUAUGCGUUCACCGUGGAGCGCCAAACGUGAAUAACUGUUUUCAAUUAAAUACUUUUUGUAUUACGUGCUAACGGCCCGUUUAUUCAAUGUUUUACGGACGUCUUGUUUUCCCGAGAAUUAAUAUUAAUUUUUUUUACGUGACGUUUAUGAGUAUACAAUAAGAGCGUAUUACAAUUUGACUGUCGUACGUACGUACGUACGACUACAACGUUCGUAGUAUGGUCGUUGGUUUAAAGUCAACUACUCAGUCGUUAAAACAUGCUUCAAACCGGUAAAGCGUAGUUUCUUGAAGACUUAUCAUGCGAAAGUUUUUUAUACACGAUUUUUCAACAUGGUAUUUAAUUUGAAUACAUAUUAAUAAUAUAAUAUUUUAUCUAGCUUGUGUGCGUAAUACCAGUUAGUUAUUGCUACGCGCGUUAGUGCGGCGGUUACCACGCGUUAUGAAAAAAUGUCUCAAAACCUUUAAUUAUGGUAUGUAUAUUGUAUAUAUAUAUUUUUGAAAUUCAAUACUCAAGGGCUUUUUAUGUAUAUAUUUCCUCCCUUUUGGGAUAGCAAGUUUGCUAUAUAUUGUUUUAAAUGUUUGUGGUUCGUUGAAGUAUAGAAUUUGUAAUCGACAUAUGAAAUUAUUGAGUUUGAAAAAUUGCCUCCAUUGACUUGCACUUUCUGUUUUAAAUAUCGACGUUUGAUAUUUUUGAAUGUUAUUAUUUAUUUUUAUCUCAUGAAAUCUUGUGUCGUCGACAUUAAGCGUCGUUAAUCUAUUACUUCGGUCAAUGUUGAUACAUGGGCGCUACGGAUAUUGAAAAGAUUAUCGAUGUUAAGAGGGUAGUGGUGUCAAUUAUGUUUAACGCCAUCUAGUGAGCGUGGGUGGUACUUAAACUUAUCGUGGCACGAUCGUAAAAUUGAAAACGCGUUUAAACACUCAUAAUUUAACCAUAUAUUUAUUACAUAGAUAUUUUGAGGUUAAUUUCUCUUCAAAUGUGGUAACUUAAUGCUGAUUACUAUUUGUUGCGUAAAAAGACAGCUAUUCUUAUACACAGUCGAAAUUUCACUUUCCGGCUUGCACGAGAAUGGUCGGUGAAGAUAUGUCAUCCGAUUCUGGCCUGUAUCUAAUCUGUGGUGUACAUCAAGACGUUAUUGCGUUUUUUCCCACAUAGGUACUAAAAUUCCCACUAAAAUUGGUGGCAAUGGGCUCCAUGCUCUUUUUGGGCGUGUCCUAUCCUAUAACUAAAACAAAAGAAUAGAACCGCUUCUUCCAAUUAAGUACCUAGUUUAUAAUUUCAUUUAUAUCAAAUAUUUAUAAAAUAGUAAUGUUGAUUAAUUAAUCAAAAUUUUUAAUUAAUUGCAAUUUUACGAUCGCGCCACGCCAUAUAUACAAAGCUGCAUAAAUAGGUUUCAGUCAAUUUGUAAUUGCGGGGUCCAUGUAUUGUGAUGUAAGGCAAAAGACUGAAACAUGUAUGAUUGUAUGCGAACAAUUUAUUUGAAUCAUAAUCAAUUUUAUUACAAUUUCAAAGCAAAAGAUAUGUAUAAAUUUUGUACAUUAUGUUUAUUUUUACGUUAUCAAAAUCAAUUCAAUUACAUUUUUAACUAAAGUAAUCUUCUCCUUUAUUAAGGCGUAAACACAAUUAUUUUUUGUGCAUAAGGGGUUUGAAUCUCUCUUCUGAAGAUGCUAUUUAUGAAGUAUGUAUGUUAUUUUUUGUGUUUCCAUGCCUCCGUUGUCUGUAUUAAUAGUAUUCAAUUGUGCCAAUAAUUUUGAUAAUUAAAGUUCAAUUUUACGUAUAAUUUAUAAGUAAUAUGACGCAAAUUACCAGGCAACAGAGCCAGCCAAUUUUAUCCUAGUCAAAUAAGUGCUAAGUCAUAGAGAAUGGAGAUAGCCUAUGGUAUAUAUAGACAAACAUCUGGACUUCGAACAUAAUUUACAAAAAUAUUUAUUUAGUUUUGAAAACUGUCAAGAAUUUGGGCAGUUGUAAGAUGUUGCUGCGCGUCCUGUUAGAAAUAUGUGCCUUAAUUUAAAUUCGAUUGAAUAGUAAUGGUUUCCAAAAUGGUGCGGGUGUUAUAUUAAUUAGCAAUUUGAAACAUAUUUACAUCCAACGACGACAGUCUAAUUAUCGGGUUUAUUCUAAUCACCGUUACAAAUAAGUUGCCUAUUUCAUCAGGGCGUCUAUAAUAAUUUAAUUCAUUAAUAAAAGGGUUCUAUUCUCUAUGCCUAUGAAAUCACAAUGCCAUUAGUGACAAAUUAUGUUAGUAAAUAUACAAAUUAAAUCUUGGAUAAUCAAUAGAUUAUUAGGAGGAUAACGAUUUAAAUAUAUUUAUACUCUGAUUUUUUAUUCCGUAGAAUUUUGACAUUCCUGUAAGUAUAGAUGUAUAGACUCGCAUUGAAAUUGAAUAAUGUGCCCGCCGAAAAGGUUUGUAAUCUCUGACAUGUCAAAAAAUGAUAGCUGUCAGAAUUCUGCGGAUUUAAAAAUUAGUGUAUAGAACUUAGUAGAUACAUAUGACCACGGUACUAUAAUAUAUUUAAGAUUUGGUCCUUCUUAUGUCGCUCAAUCAAUUGCAUGUACUAAAACGAUGAAUUUAUUUUUCGUACAUAUAUUUGGCUAAUAUGCUUUUUAUAUAGCAGUAGUAUUUGACAUAUCUAUUAUAAUUAUAUCAUUGCCGUGUUAUGGUGCACAUUAUAUAAGACAUAUACAAUAUAGCUGAAUUAUCCAAUGACGGGUUGUGAAUACAUUGCCCAAAAUAUUCAUUUUUAUCUGUGCUAUGUAAAUUUGUCAAUUUUUGUACAUAUCGUAUAGAAUAAUUUGCACGUAAAUUUCUUUUUAUAUGACGUAAGGUUAUAAUAUUAUUAAAAUUUGAUUGUAGUUUUAUUUCAGUGUUAAAAUAGGCGAAUUAACCUCAAUUACAAGUAAUUUGUAUUUUGUUAAUAGCAAUACUAUUAAUAUCGAUCCAUAGAUAUUCCAAUAACAGUAUUGCCAGCAUUUCCCAUUAUAAUAGAAUACUUAAUCUAUUGUUUGUAUUGAGAUACUCAAAGUUAUUGUUAUGUGCCCUAAUCCUUGCGAUCGUUUUCUGACUGAUGCUCACAUUUAAUAAAACGAAAUUUUUGUUUAAUCUAGCAACGUCUUAUUGUUACACAAAUAAAUUGUAAAUAAUUUCCUUAAAACAAUGGUAUGAUAAUUAGAAAAUACGCUUCUAUACAAUUGUAUCUCAUUUGUUUAGUAAUAACGAAAUAUAAAUUAUUGAAUUUGU